UCGUGUUCGCCACGAGUUAAAAACAUCAUGGCUGCCGUGUGAUGAAAUUUUGGUAACCAUGGAUUGUUUUUUCUGAAAAUCUCUUUAUAUAUAGAACAUGUUCGGGCUUUUUGAUGGAGAAUUUUCAGGAUGUCGUCUGAUGCGCAAGUUCUAGCGGUGAGGGUGUCCUUUCUGUGCUAAGAAAAGUUUCUACGUCCCUUUGAGGAAGUGUUUGUGUUGAUGGGAGUGUAGGGGGAGGGGCAUACUUUCACGCCAGCUGAAACUGGAACUUGAAAGUGAAAGUAGUUUCUACGGACUGCAGUUGAACUUGGGGACGGACGGACAGUCGCUGAAACUUCUUCCCGUGCGUGCUGAUCUCAGCGUGUUGAAAAAGCAGCACAGGAACUUACAUACCUGUGAAACUACACCAUUCUACUAGAGGUUAUUUUUGCUCGUCCGAAGGCUGAACAAGUCUGUCUGUCAGGGUCAGGCUCAUGGCGAGUAGAGAGGAUGGCGGGAAAAUCCGGUACGACGAAAUCCACUCCCUGUUGGACUUUUUCUCCAAGAACACCUUCAAGACCAAGGAUACACAGGGGAAUUCGCGGCUAAAAGUCAUCCACAGGAAGUGUCUUGAUCUGUUUGCAAAGGACUACAAGUAUGCUACCAUAGAUAACAGUGGUGGGGAGCUGUGUGGACACUAUCCAGCCAAGCUGGUCUUGCUGGAGUAUGAAGUGGAUGAUGCCACCAGGAAUACCAAAGUGGGUUCCUUGUACGACCUUGGCACGAUGCAUGACCUGUUCACCAAGGCCAGGCUGGCGCGGUGCAGGUCCAGGUUUGUGGUACCAGUCAUGCUGUAUGAAGGCAAGCAUAUCUGCAGGUCAGCGACCCUUGCCAGCGGUGCAGAGGUGUACGGCAGGUCGGGUCUGGACUUUCUCUUCUCAGGAGGAGAGAGCAUCCCCACAGAAGACGGAAUGGUGAGCUAUGGAGUGUCUCGGGACCAGUCAGUUUACGUACCCAACGGGAACAGGAACAGAGCUGUUAUGCAGAGGUCAUUUUUCUCUGGUUUGCCACUAUUGUGGAAUGCCUUCUUCCCACCACCAAUGUCUGCUGUAAGUGAAUGGCAGUUGGUGGACAGUAUCCGUAUGCAGGACAUCCGGCUACUGAAGGCCCUGAACAUCGGAACCAUCGUGGACCUGAUGGUGGAGAACAAGAAGGUCAAGUUCGGCAUGCAGGUUACAUCUUCAGAAAAAGUGGACAAGGAACACAGAUAUGCAGACUUCACCUUGAUAUCCGUGCCCUAUCCAGGCUGUGAGUUCUUCAAGGACUACAGAGACAAUGACUACGUUGCAGAGGGGCUUGUGUUUGAGUGGAAUCAGGGUUAUGUAGAUGCAGACCUGCAGGUUCCCCAGUCCCUUAUAGAGAAGUCACGGUGCCUGGGAAUCGACUGGGACAGAUACAGGUCUUGGGACCUGAUCAAACUGACCCAGAACUACCUUAGGUUAAUGCUCUACUGUCUGCAUCAUGGUGACAGUGGCCUGUUGGUACAUUGUAUCUCAGGCUGGGACAGAACACCACUCCACAUAUCGCUACUCAGGAUGUCCCUUUGGGCUGAUGGCAAGAUGCACAAGUCGCUGAGUGCCCUGGAGAUGCUGUACCUGACCAUAGCGUACGACUGGCAGCUGUUUGGGCACAAUCUGCAGGACAGGUUGGGCAAGGGGGAAGAGAUCUUUUUCUUCUGUUUCAACUUUUUGAAACACAUAACUGGGGAUGAAUUCUCCAUAGACAGGGUGAAAGGAGAACCAAACAGACCGACAAGGUCGGACUCAGAGCCCCAGUUUGAUGACACAGUCCUGAUAGGUAUUGAGGAUGGCUCCAGCCCUGCCAGGAGACACAGGGACAGUUCUGGGUCCAUGAGCUCCAUCAGUAGCAUGAGCAGCUGUGUGCUGGAUGGUACCACUGUUCCCUUCACUGUGGGGGACGACAGCCCUUUUUCAGGGGAGAGACAUACCAAUGGUAAUGUUCCCAUCAUGAUGGCCCAACGUGCAGUACUGGGCUCUGCUGCUUCCUCAGCCUGUAGCAGCCCCAUGGCUGUUCCAUCCAAAAAACCCACCCCCGUGGAGGCAGCAAGCAAAUCAGGCUCAUCUGUUGGCAGCUGGCAGAUUGUAACAGAGUCAGGCAGUAUCCGUGGUUUCACCACGUCACGUGACUCCCCUGUCCUGGUGGGGUCAGAGAGCUCAGGCAGCAGCGGACCGGGCAGUUCCCCUCCUGAGCACAAGGAGGCAUCCAUGAGAAAGAUGCGUCUGGAAGAGGUGCGGUGCAUCUUCCUGGCCCACUACAGCGCGGUGGUCGGGAUGAGGAACGGGCCAGAGUACGGCGGGGGCUUGUCAGGAUUCAUGGGGCAACUAGCUAGCAAAGUAGGGUUCAGGCCAAGGUCCAAUAUUGUAUAGGUUUUACCCACCCCUGGACCAGCACGUCGGCAGAACGUACUGCGCCUGCGCAAAACCUGGAUGUUUCACGGUUUUU
Molecule: messenger RNA, 2502 nt
Organism: Branchiostoma belcheri (Belcher's lancelet)
Lineage: Eukaryota; Metazoa; Chordata; Leptocardii; Amphioxiformes; Branchiostomatidae
Product: myotubularin-related protein 14-like
Exons: 20
Coding region: 474-2426 (650 amino acids)
Biological process (GO): dephosphorylation
Molecular function (GO): phosphatidylinositol-3-phosphate phosphatase activity
Source: RefSeq, a predicted model, not a curated record